Phytophthora sojae is the source of this 402-nucleotide messenger RNA. RefSeq lists its product as hypothetical. The transcript has a single exon. Lineage: Eukaryota; Oomycota; Peronosporomycetes; Peronosporales; Peronosporaceae. The coding region runs from base 1 to 402 and encodes 133 amino acids. The record is from RefSeq and is a predicted model, not a curated record.
AUGGAUAGUGUGACCACGGUCGAGACUAUGGCGCUGCUGCAGGAAAAGCGACAGCAGACGUGCACGGCUCGAGCGCUCGGCAGAAUGGUAACUUCCGACAAUGCUGCGACAGUCUCUUGGAUCCUCAGUAACUUUCCUGAGGCCCUACAGCUGAUGACUGAGAACGAUUACACGCCGCGAUUCGAAGUGUUGCUGUUUCUGCGAGACCAGUACCCAAGCGCACUCACCACGAGUUCCAUUCAGCACAAUAUUCGAUGGCGUUUGGACUGCAUCGACGAGGCAACAGGUGAAAUCGACGUCCUCGGAUGGCUUCUAGACAACUUUCCCCAGCUUAUGAGUGGCAUGAAGGCAGAAAUGAGGGAGAAGAGGCCGGAUGCCUUUUUCACGGAGUCACUUUUCUAG